Phytophthora infestans T30-4 is the source of this 942-nucleotide messenger RNA. RefSeq names its product arabinan endo-1,5-alpha-L-arabinosidase A precursor. Gene Ontology annotation, biological process: carbohydrate metabolic process. Bases 1 to 942 code for a protein of 313 amino acids. Lineage: Eukaryota; Oomycota; Peronosporomycetes; Peronosporales; Peronosporaceae. The transcript is spliced from 4 exons. Gene Ontology annotation, molecular function: arabinan endo-1,5-alpha-L-arabinosidase activity. The record is from RefSeq and is a predicted model, not a curated record.
AUGAAACUUAUCUCGAUCCUCGUUGGACUUCCCCUCCUCGUGGCUGGUGUCACCAACGGAUAUGCCUACCCUCAGGCAUGUUCAGGAGUCUGCACCAAUGCACACGACCCCUCCAUUAUCCGGCGUGACGAUGGAACGUACUUCCGCUUCUCCACUGGCAACAAGAUUGCAAUUCACUCUGCUCCUGACCUCACGGGCCCUUGGAAAUACCUGGGUGCUGCUGUUCCGGACGGCUCGAAGAUCAACUUGAAGGGGAGGGACGAUCUCUGGGCUCCUGAAGUGAAUAAGAUUGGAGACACAUACUACCUGUACUACUCUGUCAGCUCUUUCGGAACCCAAUCGUCUGCGAUUGGGUUAACGCAGUCGAAGACCAUGGAGGCGGGGUCGUGGGUUGAUGCCGGUAGCAUUGGUGUCACGAGCGAUGCAACCAAGAAAUACAACGCCAUCGACACGAACCUCAUCCAAGUUGGCAGCCAGUAUUACCUCAAUUUCGACGAAGAUGACGUCGCCCCCAACGAAGAGUUCUGGCGGAAGUGCCUCUCAAAUCGCCUUCACCUCGAACGUGAGGUCGUGGAAGCUGCGUUCGAGUUUGCUUACAACGGUUACUACUAUUUGUUCUUCUCCAAGGGAUCGUGCUGUCAAUUUGACAAGAAGCGCCCUGCCAAGGGCAAGGAGUACCGUAUCCUCGUUUGUCGCUCAAAAAGCCCAACUGGAGGCUUCGUUGAUAAGGAUAACGUCGACUGUCGUAACAACGGUAGCUCGAUCGUUUUAGAGUCUCACGACUGGGUGUACGGCCCGGGAGGUCAGGGUGUCUAUAACGACCCGACCCACGGCCCCGUGAUGUACUACCACUACGUGGACACCCGUAUCGGCUUUGCAGACGGUGACAAGCGCUUUGGCUGGAACAAACUCGAUUUCUCAAGUGGCUGGCCUACUGUAUAA